Messenger RNA from Entamoeba invadens IP1, 405 nucleotides. RefSeq lists its product as hypothetical. The coding region runs from base 1 to 405 and encodes 134 amino acids. The record is from RefSeq and is a predicted model, not a curated record. NCBI's taxonomy places the organism in Eukaryota, Evosea, Mastigamoebida, Endamoebidae. The transcript has a single exon.
AUGUCAUCAUCAGCUUCAAUGUCAUCGGAAUCAUCCAUGUCGUCAUCGGCUUCUAUGUCGUCAUCGGCUUCGAUGUCAUCAUCAGCUUCUAUGUCAUCGAUGUCAUCAGAGUCAUCAGAGUCAUCAGAGUCAUCAUCGGCUUCAAUGUCGUCAUCAGCUUCUAUGUCAUCAGAAUCAUCAUCAGCUUCCAAACAAGAUUCCUCAGUGUCAUCAGAACAAUCAUCAACUUCAAAACAAGACUCUUCAAUGUCAUCGGAACACUCAUCGACUUCCAAACAAGAUUCCUCUAUGUCAUCUGAACAAUCAUCAACUUCGAUGUCAAAGGAACCAACUCACGAUUCAUUGUCAGACGGAGUUCUUGCUGUCUCUUUUGUUCUUUCAUUAAUUGCUCUGUUUGCAUUCUAA